UGAUUUUGCAUUUCCGGGGAGAGAACUGUAAGUAAACAAUACAGUUCUCUCCCCUGUCAGCUCCUGCACACUGCUAUGCAUUGCUUUGCAUAGCAGAGCCAUGCAAAGAAGUGUGCUUACAGUGAAGCACAAACACACAGCACACAGUAAAUCACACACAGCACACAGUUAACCCUUUUAUCGCCCACAUGUUAACCCCUUCCUGCCCAGUGCCAUUAGUACAGUGUCAGUGCUUUUUAUUAGCACUGAUCACUGUAUUGGUGUCACUGGUGAUGUCAGUGACGCCAAGUCAGUUCCCCCCCCAGUAUCACUGCCUGCUGCAGUCCCGCUAU
Staurois parvus is the source of this 332-nucleotide messenger RNA. The record is from the annotation of a GenBank genome assembly. NCBI's taxonomy places the organism in Eukaryota, Metazoa, Chordata, Amphibia, Anura, Ranidae.